AUGCGAUAUUAUUUUGGAAAAUUCGUGGUGUUUUCACAAAUUCUCUACAAUUAUGCGACUUCCUAAUUACUUCAAACCGUGAUCGGAUUCGCAUGUCUCGGUUACAUUCAGUCUAAUUCAUCGUUUUCGUACAAUUUGCGGUGUUCCAGUAACAAUAGCUACGAUGGACAACGGUGCGAUACAAACACUGGAGACUGCAGCCCAGAUGUUGAUGGCCCCACCAACCCUGGUGACAUCAGAACAGCGGCAUCAAGCAGAAAGUGUCUUCCUAGAGUUCCGGAGUACCAAGAACCCUUACCAACUCUGCAGGGAGAUUCUAGAAAAGUCUAGAACCGACUAUGUCCUAUUCGAAGCAGCUGGGCUGCUCAAAACCGCACUUAUCAGAGAAUGGACAUUGUUGUCAGAAAGCGAUAUUUCUUCUCUCAGAGAAUAUUUGCUGAAUUAUUUGCUGAGGCAAGACACUCCGCCAUUUUUGAGAGAAAAGUUGUUGCAGACAAUUGCAAUAAUCAUCAAAAGAGGCAGCAUAGACGAUGGUGGAAGAGAGAGAAAGGCUUUACUCACGGAACUAGAGAAAAUAAUUCUCAGCUCUCCUAUCAGUCAACAGAAGCUCGCCUGCUCUCUCAUUCUCGCUAUCAUGCAAGAAUACGCCAUCACGGUAAAAUCCGCUGACGUAGGCUUAAUAUGGGAAGUACAUUUUAGACUUAAGAAAUCCUUCGAAGCGUUGGACUUAAAAAGGAUAUUCAGAUUCACUGUCAGCGUACUUGAACAGAUAGUCCGCUCCGGACAUAGACCUGAAGGAGAACAAGCGUUACUAACUAAGCAACUCUUAACUAUAGUCGAAACAGUAUUAUGCUGGGGACAAGUAUCCCCGCUACUACCGAAGCGUUUAAUCGGAGCAUUUGAAGCUAUAUACGAAAGCGAUGCAGCUCCUGCUCUAAGAUUAAGUUUAAAUUGGAGAGAUACAAUAUUGCAACCGGAGUUGAUAGCUUUAUUCUUCGAGAUACAUAUGUAUGUGAGGAUGAACCCUGAGUUAGCUAACCCGUCUUUGACUUGUUUAGUGCAGUUGGCUAGUUUGAGCGGUGGAGUGGUGUCGGCUAGUAAUUUGAAGCAGCAGUAUUUGGAGAACUAUGUGAAUAGUUUUUUGAAUAUGAUGGCUAAUAUUCAGCCGAUGGAGCGAGAGAUGCUGGGUAUAUCGGAUAUGUAUAGGAGAUUGAUUCAAUUUUUCGCGCCGAGUAUGAUAGCUAACACGCCACCGACUUUGCUGCAGAAUUUGACGACGCUGACUUGCCAUUGUAUUAGAGGAGCGGUGGUGGAAGAAGGGGUAAACGACGACUCCGUAUGGCGAGAGUCCCUGAACAAAUUCCUGCACACAUGGAGUUCUAUAGUCCACGACACAGAUGGAUAUUCUGCAGAGACGCUCACGAACCCGUGUAUAGAGAUAUUCAACACUUAUCUACAGUGCCGCUUGGCACCGCCAGAUGGCACCAGAGGCGUAGAAAGCAGCGACGGAUGCGCCGACGACAUAAAAGACGAUGUUGAAGAAGACGAACGAAAACAACACAGUGACGUUUUAUUGACUAUUGGAGCCAUCGCCAGAAAAGCCCCCGCACAUUGCUGCCAUGUACUCUUUGCCAUACUACACGAACGGAGCAAGAGAUUGGAGGAGCACCUGCAGCUCAUGCACAUGGGCAAGCUGCCGGUGAGCGGCGGCGAACAGCUCAUCAGCUUGUUCGAGGACCUACACUGGACGCUUAUGAUUGCAGGUCAUUUCCUAGCGAUCGACUGCACAGAAGGCGAGACAGUGAUGAUGCCCCCCGAGAUAGUGCAGUUCAGCCUGCGAGAGAGCGCCAAUGUGGACUCCUCGCUCCGGUAUCUGAUCGGCGAGAGCGCUAGUGCCGACAACGUCGACCCGGUGCUUAAAUUGAUAGGCGAAAUACUCCGCAUCAGCGCGUACGAAUGCGCCGCCCUAGAAGCGGGUCUAGCCAGCGUUUUCUCCCCAGAGCUCUCCGCUACAAUAUCAUGGCUGCUCAAGAUAUGGGCCAACUCGUAUCUUAUGCCAGAGCCUUCUUUAUACUCUGAGAUAUCACCGAUCUUAGAGAUGGCGUUCGGUCGUUCGUCGCGCGGCGCCGUGUGGACGGUGCGGCGCCUGUGCGCGCGCGCCGCCGCCGUGCUGCGCCACCUGCCCGCGCAGCCCGCCGCCGCCGCCGCCGCCGCCACGCUGCUCACUACUCUGGCGAUGCAUCACCACAAACAAAAUCCACUAGCGAGUUGCGAAGAGUUCUUAGCCCUUGUAGCUUGGGAGGCGGCUGGCAGUAACCUACCGGGAGAACUGAGGAAGGAACUACACAGGGCUUUCGCCAUCGCUGCGACGUAUGCUGAAGGUGAAGUCCGAAGUCGCCUUCUGGCUAGCACAGUGGCCUUACAAGAGAAGUUGAGGAACAUAAUAAACAUGGAGUCCGACACGGAACCCGUACGGAACAUGCUAGCUGACACGUUAGACUGUUUCAUUGGAGUCACAGAUGGCGUAUUUGAGGUCGGGACAAUGGACGAGCAGUUCAUGAUGCUGAUCGACGCGCUAGACUGCAUACCCGGUAUAGUGUUCCGGUACCACAACUACCCGGGGGUAGUGCUGCCGGCUCUUAGACUACUCGCCAAGAGCGCCAAGCGGAUGUUACAUUCUGUGCAGCCACAGAAUGUUAGCAAGUUCCUGGAAGUGUGCAACACAACGUUCGACGUGUACAUGCGGUGGAACUCCGGCAAGAUCUCCAGCAUUCCCCAGGACGCGGAGGAGGAGGCGUAUGAAGACAUCUGCGCACUAAUGGAAGUGGUCUGCUCCAUCGCCCGCUGCGGCGCCGAACGCGCCGUCGGCGACACGUGUGCGAGAGGCCUAAGGCUGCUGCUCCCUCUUAUCACACCGUCUCUCCUGUCGCUACCCACACUAGCGCAUCAGGCAUACCGCACACUACGCGAGCUACACACGGCAGAGCAGCUAACAAUCCUACCAAUAGAAGAUUUCAACAUGGUGGUCGCCGCGCUCCGCGUCGGCCUGACCGCCGUCUCUUGCGACGUGUCCACACUCUGCUGCGACACAAUAGUAGGUCUCUCAAACAAAACACGCACUCUAGGAGACGACAACCCUUACUCGCUAUCCCUUCUAUCCCUGGCCGAGUUACUACUAAUGCUCAUCAUUAAGAUGGAAAUACCUCCAGAUUCCAUCCCCGCCGCUGGCGCAGCCAUCUACGCCUUAACGUGCGUCAAACCAGCUCUCUUAGAAGGCUUAGCCCGACAACUUAUUGAGGCAUACGCUGUCAACGAUCCAGCGAAUGUGCCCAGAUUGGAAGAGGCCUUUGGGGUACUCACAAAUGGCGUUCUCUUUGAUGGCUCGAGACCACAUAAGUUGCGUUUCCAGGAUAACUUCGAUAAGUUCCUUGCGAGUGUACACGGGUUUUUGAUUGUGAAAUAAUUGUCUUAAAUAUAUUUGGAAGAGAAAUGUUGAUAGUGCAGCUCUAGAUGAGUUUGAUGAUAUUUUUACGUGAUGUAACAUUUGAAAUAUUAUCUUUUAGUUUAGUUAAUCGAUUUUUUUUAUUUGACAUGUUUGGACAAAGAAUUAUAAUCUCAGGAAUGGAAUUGUUUAUAUCAAAUGUUAUAUUUAGUAUAUCAAAUAUCGCAUCAUCUAACAGAGCUAGCUACCUAAACUUCUAAAUGUCUCAGGACUCUCAGGUAGGUAAUUUUUUUCAAAGUUGUCCCCCACUUUUUUUAAUUUGGAAAUUUUUAUAUGGUUUUCACUC
This is a messenger RNA of Leguminivora glycinivorella, 3788 nucleotides long. RefSeq names its product exportin-4-like. The transcript is spliced from 15 exons. Lineage: Eukaryota; Metazoa; Arthropoda; Insecta; Lepidoptera; Tortricidae. Gene Ontology annotation, cellular component: nuclear pore; cytoplasm. Bases 164 to 3463 code for a protein of 1099 amino acids. Gene Ontology annotation, molecular function: nuclear export signal receptor activity; small GTPase binding. Gene Ontology annotation, biological process: protein export from nucleus. The record is from RefSeq and is a predicted model, not a curated record.